Messenger RNA from Ixodes scapularis (black-legged tick), 4953 nucleotides. RefSeq names its product proton channel OtopLc. Gene Ontology annotation, molecular function: proton channel activity. NCBI's taxonomy places the organism in Eukaryota, Metazoa, Arthropoda, Arachnida, Ixodida, Ixodidae. Gene Ontology annotation, cellular component: membrane. The coding region runs from base 1366 to 3666 and encodes 766 amino acids. The transcript is spliced from 8 exons. Gene Ontology annotation, biological process: proton transmembrane transport. The record is from RefSeq and is a predicted model, not a curated record.
GAUUGCUCGCUUCCUUCGUUGCCCAAAGGAAAGAGAGAGAGAGAGAGAAAGAAGGGAACGAAAACGAGAGAUCCCUGGAACACGUAACAAGAUGUCAAGUUGGCUCGCCGCGGGAUACGCCUUCUCGUUGCCGUUGAGGGCCUUGCGGGCCCGUGCUGCUUUCCUGGCACGCGCAUAGGAUCGUAUACACGGCCGCCACGGACGUUAACUUCUCACCGUCGUUGUUUGCGGGAUAAAAACGGAUAGGUAUAUACUUCCAUCUCCAGCUUACUUGACGUUCACGUGCUCGAAGGUGAGUGUCGGUCUGAAGUGCUUGCUCACCCUGAAGCGGCGAUCCGUGAGUGUUUGCCCUCUUUGACGUGUUUGAUGUGUUGCGAGGCAUCCGACGUCAGUAUCAGCUUGCCUUGUUUAUGAGCUCGCUGGUUUUAUGCUCUCGCGUAUGUUGCUACCUUCCAACGGCUUGCUGGGGUCUUCAGAACUGCAGGGACGCCUCUCCCGUCAAGUGUCUGAAGUUAGACAUCCACGACGUCUAUAGUACGGCUGUCCUUUUCUUUUAAUUCUUUGUGCGUGAUUCCAGUGGCGUGAGGAGGUGUCGUUCUUGGGUAUGUACACUAUAUCCGUGUCUCCAAAAAAAAAACUAUUGCCUACCAAGUCCAAACUCUGAGUCACAAGGCCUCAUUAUCACUGUCGUAUGGCUACCGAAUUUAAUUGGCAUUCGUAGCGUUCUGUCUGCAGUUUCCUACGCUUUUUCGUCGGCACAGGAAUCGUAAACAAGCCUCGAAUCCUUACUUUAGCUUCCGUCCGCCGAAGUCCAUUUCAUCCAACAACAGAUCGACGCCUCAUAUCGGCUGGAAACUUAACCAAAAGUUCCGAAAUUCUUCACGUAAGUACAUACCGGAUUCCAACCAAACCGCAUAAUCAACGUCCAGAUAAGCAGAUCUUGUGGAGUGAAUGGACAACCACCGUUCUGCGGUGGGCGCCUCUUGGCAAUUCAUAGAAGCCAAGAUAUACACUAGAGUAGAUCUAAAGUACCACUCCAGAAAUGUUUGUACGAGCGGCGCAGAGUAUACACACCGAAAAAAGGGACCUCGUUCCGGAUCCUUAUCGGCGAAUGCUGCACCCAGCCCACGUGGGGCCCAUAAUCAUUCCGCUUUCCCAGCUGUCUCCAGGGGAGCCCCUUGUCAGUAAUCCUCGCCCGAAAAAAAGCCCACUUUUGGGACGAGUUCGGUGUCCUACGUCAGCGGUCUUGUUGGUUUCAAUGUCCAUCCUCCUCCGUUGAGGGGGUUGAGUGGCGUAGGUACCAGGAACCCUUUCCUCCGCUCCUCUUCGUGCAUCCAGACGAGGGAAGCGUCCUGGUUGGUCGCCAUGUUGGUGGAGGGUUCCGACAAGUCUGGUCGCUUGGCUCUUAUCGUUCGUCGCCUGGGACGCCGCUUGUCGGCUGCUUCUGGUGCGGGAUCGUCGUCCCGUGGACGCUGUUCGGGCGCACUGGGCGUGCUCUGCAGCGAACCUGCCUGCGCCUACUGCAGACCGAGGAAGAAGGUCCAGUUCUUCGUCGGCAAUUGGGAGGGGCUGGACCGGUCCCCGACGCCCCCGGAGUCCCCCAAUGGGGGCCCCUCCGUCUGCCCCGAGACCAGUCCCCUGAUGGACCCGGUGUCCGCGUCCUCCCCGACACCCAAAGUUGUGGCCAUUCCCAGGAGCGCCUCGUUCAACUUUCCGUCGACCAGCGAGCGCGGCAACAGUCAUGCGGUCAACGUUGAGUCAGGCGUGGUGCAGCCCAACGUGCCGGCCAAGUCUAGCGACGACUCGGGCCUGGGCACGGGCCACAGCCCCCCGAGCAAGAAGCCUGCGCUCACCAUAGACCUGCACCGCAUCCCGCCGUCGAGGGCGAGCUCCUACGGCGGAUCUCUGUGCAGCCUGCCCACCAGCAGCAACGGCAAGAUGUACGGCACACGCAGGGCACACGGAGACCUUGACUCUCUGGUGAUCAUGCUGAGUGCCCUGUACGCCAAGCUCCUGGUCAUCAUGGGAAUCUGCUUCCCACUGGGAGAGGUCAUCUCCAAGAAGAUACCCGUCUCCUUCUACGAGGGCUUCUACCUGUACCUGUACUUCGGCAGCAUCGCGUUCCUGCUGUACGUGUACGUGUUCCUGCUCAAGCACGAGAAGGUCAACUCCAAGCUGGAACAGUUCACCGAGAGCUUCGGCGACAAGAUGCGUCGCCUGAUGGGAAUGCGCUGCGCCAAGAACACCAACAUGGAGAUCCCGCCCAUCCAGAAGAGACGCGUCUACGAUGCCACCACGCACGCAGGGAGUUUCUACCUCCGCCUCGGUGCCGUGGCGUUCGGCACCGGGAGCAUGAUCUACUCAGGCCUGGAAUUCGGACAGUUUUUCGAGAUGGAGUCCGACUCCAAGUGCUACAACAUACUCUUCAGCCUGACUCCUGCAACAAGGAUGGCUUUCACCUUUUUUCAGCUCUACUUCAUAUUUAUUAACUCAAGGGUUGCCAUCAGCAAGUUCACAACGUUUGCAAGGUUCGGCUUGAUGCACAUGAUUUCAGCGAACAUCUGCGUGUGGCUGCACGUGCUCAUCCAGGAGACCAAGCACCAGAUCCUCGAGCUGAUAAACCGCAAUGAGACCCAGAUGAUGGCCUUUGCCGUCAACCAGGCGAGCUUAGUGCCGGAAGAUGAAGAGGACCACCUGAACCCGGUGCACUACGAGACCCACUCGAAGGACCAUCACCGGAUGGAGCGGUCCGCGGACCACGGCAUCCACCACGAGAGCCACAACUGCCGCCGCGCCAACAUCAUGGGCGAACUGGUGCAGAACGCGAGUCCCUUCCUCUUCCCCUGCACCAUCGAGUACAGCCUCAUCUGCGCGGGCAUCCUCUACAUCAUGUGGAAGAACGUGGGCUCCUCGCACCCGAUGCCCGCCACACCGGACAGCUCAGUUCAAGUGCACACGCCGCGGCAGAGACACUACUACCAGGUCGAUUGCGCCAAGGCCAACAAGGGUCUCUUUACGGGCAUCCUGGUGCUCGUGCUCUCCAUCAUCAGUCUCAUCCUCUUCUUCGUGCUCAUCAACAAGCCGCAGUACCGCAAGCUGGCCGUGAUGGAGGCCCACAUCGCAGAACUGGCCGUCUACGUGCUCGCCUCUCUGGCCACGAUGACGGCGUUGUUCCAGGUCCGGGAGCUCCGGUACAACCGGCUCAGGAACACGGACCUGGACAGCAUUCUGCUCAUUGUCGCCCAGAGCGGACUCUACCUGUACACAAUGUUCAGCAUCAUCGGCGGCCACUUCACCCUCGACCAGAACACCAUGCUGGCUCUGCUGACGGCGCUGGCCUGUCUCAUCCAGGGAUCGCUGCAGACCAUCUUCAUCCUCGAUGCCUCGCGGAGGUACGUGAGCAGCAGCGACCAGGCGAAUCGAAAGCCUGGCAGAGAGAUGGUCACUUUCCUGAUCGUCUGCAACUUCUCCAUGUGGGCCAUCAACACCCUGGAGACUCGGAGGGCCGAUUCGAAUCCGGUUCAGAUGAACUUUUACGGGUUUUGGGCGUGGACCAUUAUCACGCACGUGACGGCUCCUCUUACCAUCUUCUUUAGGUUCCACAGCACCGUGUGUCUGUGUGACAUUUGGAAGAGGGCGUACAAGGUCAAGUCCGACUACCUCUGAUGUCCCGGACGGCAUGCAAUUGUGGAAGUUUAUGGACGCGUGUUGUUGUAUUGUGCUGGUGUGUGCUUGUAUUGUGCAACGCGGCUUCUGAUCGGGAAGUAACAUUUAGAAGUGUAACCCUCACAUUAAUUUUGGUUUCGCGGCUGGCCGCCACAUCAGACUCUGCAUAAUGUAGGGUGCCACUUUUCGGUAAAGCUAAAUUUAAAUCUUAAACCUCGUUGUUUCAGGAUUGCGACUCAACUUGCACUAGAGUUGAGCGUGCAAGGCGUGGUUCAAAGUAAAUAACGUUUUUUUUUAAUAGAUUUUAGUGGUAAUUUGGUCCCUUGGACGCUUCAGGCUGGCGCAGUUCCAAGUGCGCGUGACAUGGUAACGACAAAAACAUUACGGUGGAUUGACAGACAUUUAUAAUUGAGGCUUUCACCUCAUGUCUUGCGGCAAUAUAGAAGCGCUUUAAGCCCACGUGCCCGGAGAUGUAUUUUUAUUUUGUAUUCGUGUCGGUGUCUUUUCUAUCUUGAUACUCACGAUGUUGUCAGUACCUAUACUCCCAACUUUUUUUUUCUCGAUUGUGUGUGUGCUUGGUCUUGCGUAAUGUCUUGCGUAAAGUACGUAUAUGCCAGAAACAAGUUAAGCGUGCGAGGAGCGGUCUCUUACUUUCACAAAUGGCUUUUAUUGAAUGCAAAAGCAGAAAAAACGUGUGAUGUCAUUGUGUACUUUCACCAUUCCUAACUGUAGUACAAAUUUUGUCGCACCUCUAUCACCUCCAUCUAUUGCCAUCACUGCAUUAUUUUUUUUCUCUAGUCUUAGUGGUGACGGUCUUUGAACUGUCUGAAUAUUACAUCGAAUUUGUUGUCACAUAGUCUAUUAAUUGGACGUAUAACGACGCGAUGACCAUAUAAUUAAAUUGUGGCUAUGCACCAGUACAACGUUACCAAUAACUACAGCAGUACCGAGAAACUUGUGUUGUGCUGUGAAGUCUUAUUUAUGUACUGUCGGUGUUUCACCACGUCACCUCGCAUUUCGGACACAGGCAGCACCUAGCUUCUUCAAUUUUGGGAACGGCGGUCGUACUUUCUCCACGCCAACCGUUCCAGGAAUGGAGAGCUACGUGGGCGUUGUGCUCAUGUACGUUAAUUGUAUGGCUUGUCAUUUCAUCAUUACCGUCACAAAUUUCUUACUAAAAACAGUAUUGCAACUGUACGCGUUUUUUUAGCAUAUCGUCAACUUUUGACGAAAAAAAAAAAAAGAAGCUUUGGUGUAAUAAAACAAUGAAACCAAUUAAGAAAAAAA